UCCAAAUAGCAGAUGCAGGUACAUAAGUUUAGUCUAGACCACAGUUCGGCCCAGCCCUACAGUACUUGUUCACCUCACAUCAUUCCCGCAAUCGAUCACUGUGCCUCACACUCAACCUUCACCUCCUUCAGUUCCUCUCCUCGCUCCUCUCGUGGUCAAUCUUGAAUACAUCACUCAACAACAUGUUUACGAAACUUCUAUUCUUCUGCCUCUCAUUGGCGCUCCUCGCCUUUCCAGUUGCGCUUGCAAAUGAACACGCCAAAUGCUACUGUGUUAUCAACGACGUAUCUCAUAAGUGUCUCACAGAAAAGGCUUGCGAUGUUUACCGGACGUCGCAAAAGAUUUUCGAAAAUGACAACCCGCAAAACGUUAACACCACAAUGCUGUGGCACGUCUGCGCAACUAUUGCUCCUAAGGAUGGCGGCCGGACACGGUACGUCUCUGGAUUUGGCGGCAACGAGUUCAAGGACUCUUGCAUCCAGGCUCAGAACUCCGGUGUAUGUGCCGACGCCAGUGGUACUAUUGGCUCGAAGUGCGAUUAA
This is a messenger RNA of Colletotrichum acutatum, 542 nucleotides long. RefSeq lists its product as uncharacterized. The record is from RefSeq and is a predicted model, not a curated record. Bases 183 to 542 code for a protein of 119 amino acids. The transcript has 3 exons. NCBI's taxonomy places the organism in Eukaryota, Fungi, Ascomycota, Sordariomycetes, Glomerellales, Glomerellaceae.